CUCUUUCCCCUUCAACCCCAUCAUCAUCCAACAUCUACCGUAAGCACCAGAUUACUGGGAGAUAUCGCCAAGAUGUCGAAAAUUACGGUUGCCAACGUCCGCACUCAGGUCUCUGAGCUGCUCGAGUACUCUCUCGAGACCAAGAAGCGCAACUUCCUUGAGUCUGUCGAGCUUCAGAUCGGCCUCAAGAACUAUGACCCCCAGCGUGACAAGCGUUUCUCCGGCACCGUCCGCCUGCCGGUCGUCCCCCGCCCCAACAUGAGCAUCUGCAUUCUCGGUGACCAGCACGAUAUCGAUCGUGCCAAGCACGGUGGUGUUGACGCCAUGUCCGCCGACGACUUGAAGAAGCUCAACAAGAACAAGAAGCUCAUCAAGAAGCUCGCUCGCAAGUACGACGCCUUCGUCGCUUCCGAGACCUUGAUCAAGCAGAUCCCCCGUCUCUUGGGUCCCGGUCUGUCCAAGGCCGGCAAGUUCCCCACCCCCGUCUCCCACGCCGACGAUCUCUCUGGCAAGAUCACCGAGGUCAAGUCCACCAUCAAGUUCCAGCUGAAGAAGGUUCUCUGCAUGGGUGUCGCCGUCGGCAACGUCGGCAUGACCCAGGAGCAGCUGAUUGCCAACAUCAUGUUGGCCAUCAACUACCUCGUCUCCCUGCUGAAGAAGGGCUGGCAGAACGUUGGAAGCUUGACCAUCAAGGCUUCCAUGUCUCCCCCCAAGCGCCUCUACUAAGCGCGCCCUCUUGUCGUGUUGGUGUUUCUUGCGAGGGGCCUGUACUAGGUAGAGUAUCGCCCGGGUUAGUUAUGUCGAUGGCUUAAGUGCUUGUUCGCAUAGCAAUCUACUCAAGGGUGGGAAUACACCUGUCACGGGUAUUUCAUAGGAAGCUCUGCGCAUGGAUUAGGAGCCUGCCAAUACAAAACCAUCCUUUUCCAAACCAUCA
Molecule: messenger RNA, 934 nt
Organism: Colletotrichum acutatum
Lineage: Eukaryota; Fungi; Ascomycota; Sordariomycetes; Glomerellales; Glomerellaceae
Product: ribosomal protein L1p/L10e family protein
Exons: 3
Coding region: 73-726 (217 amino acids)
Biological process (GO): translation; maturation of LSU-rRNA
Cellular component (GO): cytosolic large ribosomal subunit
Molecular function (GO): RNA binding; structural constituent of ribosome
Source: RefSeq, a predicted model, not a curated record